UAAAUUGCUAUUAUUGAUAAAUGGCAGAAACUCAAUUUGAAUUUUCGGAAAAUCUCAAUAUCAUUUGUUUAUAUGAUGAGAAUCUUAGGAAUUUUUAUCAAACAUUUAUUGAAUUUUCUCACUAAAUCAAUUGAAUUAUAUUUAACAUUACUCUACAUGCCAUAAUACAAGAACAUUAUUUGAUAGAAACUUCUUGUUAUAUCAAAAAUUGCCUUAUUUUCUUCGUUCAUAGUUAAAUUUCUACUAUCUGCUGGCUGAUACUGAAUAUUCGUUGCAGUUUCAUGGUAUCUAAAUUUGACAUCCAAUUUUUAGUUUUUAUUACCACAUGGCUGAAUUGAUUUUUUAAAAUUCUAUUAAAAGAUAAUUGUAAACUGCACAUAUCUGGAUAAACAUUGUUUAUGGAAUGUACAAAUCAGAACUAACAGAGUCAGAUUCUGUGUUACUUUAGAAAUGAAAACACAAACUCAAGAACAUUGUUAAAGAACAAUUCGUGAUCUGGUGAACUUUAAAUGAGCAAUUUAAACAAUGCAUAAAAUAAAAUAGAAAUUCAUUCUUCUCAGCAAAAAUCUAGAAAUCCGCUUUCACAAGUCUCUAUUCUGAUCUUCCUUCAUAGAGUCAAGUACAGAAAAACAUUUUUCAGCGCACAAUGAUACUAAUCUUCUUAGAUUAUUUUUCUAUUUUAUUUGUGUUGCAAAUAUUUUCUUCAUUUUUCACUCACUUGUUUAGUUGCCGUGGCGCCUGAAAAAUCUACGCGUUCGAUAGGCAUCACACUCUUACAGGUUUUAAGUCUCGUUAGAAUACUUCAAACGCUUUCUAUUACAUAAUAACGAAAAAAACCACUUGUCAACUGGCUUUCAUUCAUCGAAAGAAAAGUCAGAAUUGAAAAGAGCCUAGCUCUAACAAAUAUUCUACAAAGUUCUUUUUUAUGCAUAAUUAGAACAAUUCCAGAUUUGUUGCAAAUUUUUGUACGUUGUUCAGAAUUUCUUUCUUAAAUUUUUUCGGACGAAAUAAACAUCAUCGGACUUUUAGUUUCAGGUUCUCUCUUGAGUACAGUUUUCAAACGGAGAUACUUUCACUGUUUUUUCAAUGAAUCAUAAUACGAUAAAAGAGUUUAUAUUUAUAACAUAAAUAAACCAAUCAAAUUUUGUUUCUCGAGCCUCUAUAAUGGCGUCCAUGUUAUCCCUUAAUUCGUUAGAAUCCCUUAAACGGUGCCCACACACACAUUAGGCACAUGUGUCACUAGCGUGUCCUAUCGACAUGGGAUAUUGGUAGGCCAAAUGAAACGACUUUUUUCUGAGCAGAGACCAGGCCUUAUUACUCCACCAGGCCCCACGAUGUGGCGGGGGCUAGCCCCCGGCAUUUUUUAAGCAUGUCUGCAAAAAUUUUUAAUACUGUCUGGCAAAAAUGUGUAAUAUAGUCUGCGAAAUUUAAUUUUAAGGCUGCAGUCGACUGGUCACGUGAUAAUGUUAGCGGUGAAAAGUUUUUGUUUUCAGACAAUUUUUCCGAAGAUUUUACGUAGCCUUGGAGGGGGUAGAGGUAUCUUCGUCGCGCUACUCCCCCCCCCCCCCCCCCCCCCCCCCGGCAUCACUUUUAAUGAAAAAUUGGGAAGUUCCCACAAAAAUAAGUGACUGUCUGCCAAGUUUUUGUGAAGUGUCUGGGAAAAGAAAAAAAAAUUUUAGCCCCCGCCACUCUCAAAAACAAUCAAGAGCCUUGGAAGAGACAGUAUAACAAUCAUUAUUGAUUGAUGACCGAACUAAAGAAAGGUCACGAUAUUUACCGUCCAACCGUUUAACAUUGUCAUUGUUGAUGACGUCUGGUAUAAUAUAAGUUACAAUGGAUAUAGACGUAUAUAUAGAUUGAAAUUUACGACAUUUCUCAUUGAACAUGAACUAUUCAACAGUUAAUAUCCUUGGUCUAUGCGACGAGAUUUUGCUUACCAUUUUCAACAAACUCAACAAGAUCGAUGUAUUAUAUUCUUUCAUAGGAGUCAAUCAAAAACUCGAUAAAUUGGCUCAGGAUUGUACAUUUACACGAUCUGUUGAUUUAGUAACAAUAUCAUCGAAUGAAGAUAAUGAGUCAAGAACUAAUUCAAUACUUGAACGAUUUUGUUUUGAUAUAAUACCUCGAAUUCAAUACAAUAUUGAAUGUCUUAUUGUUGGUCCAUUGUCAACAGAUCGAAUUCUUCGCAUUGGAAAUUAUCCUAAACUCAAUAAACUUAUUCUUGUUAAUCUUUCACUUAAAAUGGCGUCUCGUAUUUUAAAUAAAGGAUCAUUUAUUCAUAUCUAUAAGCAUCAGAUUUCACAUCUUGUUGUAACGAUUAAUGAUGAUAUUACAGCUAUACGAAUAAAAGAUGUAGCCACAAAUAUUUUUGCUAACAUUCUUGCUAUGUUUACAAAUUUGAUUCAUCUUGAUUUUAAGUUUGACGACAGUUUUGUGUAUCCACCAACAUCAUUUAUUAAAUUACUAUCGACAACAUGUCAAUCAUCACGUAUUGGUCAUUUGAAUGUUAGGGUGCGCAAUUUUGAUGAUUGUCUUUGUUUACUUGAUGGACGUCUUAGUCAAUUACAUACAUUUAUUGUCAAAGUUGAUAACAUUGAUGAUUUAUCAAUGAGUAUUCGUAAGAAGGUAAAGAAUUUCGAAUCAUAA
Rotaria sp. Silwood1 is the source of this 2646-nucleotide messenger RNA. Lineage: Eukaryota; Metazoa; Rotifera; Eurotatoria; Philodinida; Philodinidae. The record is from the annotation of a GenBank genome assembly.